Suillus clintonianus is the source of this 405-nucleotide messenger RNA. RefSeq lists its product as uncharacterized. The coding region runs from base 1 to 405 and encodes 134 amino acids. NCBI's taxonomy places the organism in Eukaryota, Fungi, Basidiomycota, Agaricomycetes, Boletales, Suillaceae. The transcript has a single exon. The record is from RefSeq and is a predicted model, not a curated record.
AUGUUUGAGCACGCCAUGGAAACCGGAGGCGAACUACCAGAACUAGAUGCAGUUGGCCCUGUCAUCGAUUCAGAGGCGCCCACCACACCUCCUGCUGCACCCCCCGCUGCACCUCCUGCUGCACCUCCCGCUGCACCUCCUGCCACACCUCCUGCUGCACCUCCUGCUGUACCCGGUCCCCAAUCAAUCUCUGCCACCAUGCAAGGUUUAGCUUUAGCUGAGGACGGUCGUCGAGACCCACCACCUGCAGCGCAGCCGGUACUUGAUGAGGACGAGCUGGAACCACCUGCUGUCCAGAAGCCAAAGCCAAGGCCAAAGCCAAAGCGGAAGGGCAAGGCCGCCAAUGAUACUAAUACUACUACCAGUGCUGACCCGGAGGAUCAAGCUCCUGGAAAAGGAACCUGA